AAAUUCUCUCCCUCUCGUUGCCUGCUGGGCCAGGAUUGUGUGAAACACAAAGGACAUGAGAAAACAUCCUGGACAAGACUGAGUGAAAGAGAUACAUCUGCUGCACAAUGCCAUGCCAGACCCUGACACACAGACUCUACAGGAACUACAUGGGGGCUGAGAGCCAAAGGACAAAUGGGAACAUGUCGUGAUCAGCUUGUUUUAUUUAGUCGUUAGCCCUUUAAACAUAGUCCAAAGUGGAACCAGGAAGUGAAAAGUUAAUAAAUAGUUUGUUAUCUUGUUGAGGCCUAAAAGGGGGAAAAACAGAGACUUGGGACUGAAGACACUCAGAGCUCUGGCAGGAGAAGGAUCAACUCUAAGAAGUAAAACCUUCCCUUGAAGUAAAACCUGUGGAAGCCCCCUGAUACUCAGCCCUCUCAACAUGGAACAUUUGUCAAGGCAGGAAUUAGAUGUUAUCCAUGAAAUUCCUCUCUACUGGACUUUUGUGGAGAAGUGGGCCCAGGUGGAAUCAUUCCAGGCCAGGCCAGACGACCUUCUCAUUUCCACCUACCCGAAAUCAGGCACAACCUGGAUUAGUGAAAUCGUGGACAUGAUUUACAACGACGGGGACGAGGAGAAAUGUAAACGGGAUGCAAUUUUCAAUCGAAUCCCUUUCAUGGAAAUGAGCUGCCCUGGACUCCCAAGUGGCACAGAGCAGCUGGCUGUGAUGCCAUUGCCUCGGCUAGUGAAGACCCACCUCCCAGUUCAGCUCCUCCCCGUCUCCUUCUGGGAGCAGGACUGCAAGAUGAUCUACCUUGCCCGAAAUGCCAAGGAUGUGGCUGUCUCUUAUUACCAUUUCUACCAGAUGGCAAAGAUUCAUCCAGACCCUGGCACCUGGGAUGAGUUCCUGGGGAAGUUUAUGGCUGGGAAAGUGGCUUAUGGAUCCUGGUACGAUCAUGUCAAAGGCUGGUGGGAGAAGAAAAAGGCCUAUCGAAUUCUGUACAUGUUCUACGAGGACAUGAAAAAGGACCCAAAGCGCGAAAUAGAGAAGGUGCUCCAGUUUCUGGGAAAGGACCUGAAGGAGGAAGUGGUGAAUAAAAUCCUCCACCAUACCUCCUUCCAGGAGAUGAAGAAGAAUCCUACCGCUAACUAUGAAAUGAUGCCAGCCUGGGCUAUGGACCACAGUGUGUCUCCAUUCAUGAGAAAAGGGAUGUCAGGAGACUGGAAGAAUUACUUCACCGUGGCUCAGAAUGAGAUAUUUGACGCACAUUAUAAAGAGCAGAUGAAAGGCUCGACAUUCAGAUGCCAAAUGGAGAUAUGAAGAAAAGGCUUCCCUAUGUUUCAUCAGACAAAUGCUAGCUGUCUAAAUACUAAGAUGGGUGAACUAGAGUGCCUGGCCUUAAAUGAGGAUAUUGAUAUAAUAAGCAUAAUGGAAACUUGGUGUAAAGAGACUAAUCAGUGUAUUUGCGAUAAUAUGAGGUACAAAAUAUAUAUGAAUGACAGAGCUGGUGGGGGAGUGGCACUAUAUGUGAAAGACAGCCUAAUCAAGUAAAGUAAAAAUCUAAAAUGAAUUAAAUUGAACCAUAGAAUCUC
Gopherus flavomarginatus (Mexican gopher tortoise) is the source of this 1572-nucleotide messenger RNA. RefSeq names its product sulfotransferase 1 family member D1-like. Gene Ontology annotation, biological process: sulfation. Gene Ontology annotation, molecular function: sulfotransferase activity. The record is from RefSeq and is a predicted model, not a curated record. Lineage: Eukaryota; Metazoa; Chordata; Testudines; Testudinidae. Bases 422 to 1300 code for a protein of 292 amino acids. The transcript has 8 exons. Gene Ontology annotation, cellular component: cytoplasm.